Messenger RNA from Diorhabda sublineata, 2820 nucleotides. Its product is annotated as probable ATP-dependent RNA helicase DDX20. Bases 156 to 2738 code for a protein of 860 amino acids. Lineage: Eukaryota; Metazoa; Arthropoda; Insecta; Coleoptera; Chrysomelidae. The transcript has 4 exons. Gene Ontology annotation, cellular component: SMN complex. The record is from RefSeq and is a predicted model, not a curated record. Gene Ontology annotation, biological process: spliceosomal snRNP assembly. Gene Ontology annotation, molecular function: RNA helicase activity; RNA binding; ATP binding.
ACUUUUCAUAUCAGUAGAUAUACUGUCAUCGACCAGUUAAUAUCAUUAAAUGCAAGUCGUUGACAUCAAUGUAAAUAUUUUCCAAAAUUCUCAAUUGCCUUAAAUGUGUUAGAAUUGGUUGAUUUUUGACGUUAUCUCGUUUAUUAUUAUCCACAAUGCUAGCUCAUCAUAUAGAUGGUAGCAAUAGAACUCAAGAUGUAAUUGCUGUGGAAGAUAUUACAUUCGAGUCUUUGUUAUUAUCUGAGAAUGUUUCGAAGGGUCUAACAAAAAAUGGUUUUAAGAAACCUUCACCUAUUCAGAUAAAGGCUAUUCCAAUAGGAAGAUGUGGUUUUGAUUUAAUUGUGAAAUCUAAAUCUGGUACUGGAAAAACACUUGUAUUUUCUAUUAUAGCUUUAGAAUCUCUUAAGCCUAAAGCUAAGAACUUAGCAGUGUUGAUUUUGACACCAGCAAGAGAAAUUGCUGUUCAAGUUCAAGAUGUAAUCAAACAAUUGGGAUUUUUCUUUAAAGAUCUACAAGUAGAAUCCUUCAUAGGUGGAACGGCAUUGGCACAAGACAAAGUAAAAUGCAAAAAUUGUAACAUAGCUGUGGGUACACCCGGCAGGAUAAAACAUCUCAUCAAUGAAAAACUUCUUAACACCAAUUCCGUUAAUUUAUUUGUUCUUGAUGAAGCUGAUAAACUUCUCGAACAAAGUUUUCUAAAUGAUAUUAACGAAAUUUAUAACAGCUUGCCCUCCAAGAAGCAGAUUAUUGCUACAAGUGCAACUUAUCCCGAUCAGUUAAAAGAACUUCUAUCCGAAUACAUGCUUUCUCCAACACAAGUUACUACAGAAAUACACAGCCCUUUAUUACUUGGGUUAAAACAGUUUGUUACUAUCAUCAAUCAAUCAUUUAGUUCUGUACAGAUAAUGAAAGCCAAAAAUGAAAUUUUGUGUAAGAUACUAUCAGAUAUAUCUUUUACGCAAUGCCUACUUUUCACCAAUUAUCAAACUAAAGCGGAAAGUCUCAAUAACAUUCUAAAUCAAAAAGGUUGGGCUGCUACUUACAUCUCUGCUGCUCAAAAGCAAGAGCAAAGGCUGUUAGCUAUUAAUCAGUUGAAAGAUUUCAAAUGUAGGAUUCUGAUAUCAACUGAUUUAACAGCUCGUGGUAUAGAUGCUGCGAAUGUAGACCUAGUUAUCAAUUAUGACAUUCCAAAUGACACCAUGACGUACCUUCAUAGAAUGGGAAGAGCCGGUAGAUAUGGAUCAAUGGGUGUAUGUAUUAAUUUAGCUUCUAAAGGCUCUGAAUUACUAGGUCUACAAGAAAUUCUUGGAAAUAUUGGGGGAAACACUUUGCUUAUACCCAAAUUACCAAUAUUUGUUGGUAGCAUUCCUGAAUUGCUUAAAAUAAGUAUACCUCCUGAAGAGCAUAUCUGUAGUAUAGUAAAUGUUUCUAAGGAUAAAACUGCGUUUAAUAGAAAAAUUUAUGAAGAAAAACCUGAGAAUAUAAAAAAAUCUAAAUCAAAAAAGACACCGCAAAAACAAUCAGAUAAAAUAGUUAAUAUGCUGAAUGAAACAAGCGAAGUUGAAGAUAUUAAAAAACAAGUAUCUGAUAUGGAUGCAAACCAGAUUUUAGAUUCUUUAUUAAAUGAAAACUUCAAAUUAGAAUCCGGUACGGAAAUUCCCGAAAAAGAUAAAAAAUUUGAUGCUCACGCAGUUAUGGAACUACUAUCGCAGAAUAAUCCAAAGACUAACGAAAUUAAAUCUAAUGAUUAUGUUAAGAAGAAAGUUUCUAUUGAAAUACAAGAUGAAGAAUCAUUGAUUUUAAAAAAUAAAGCUCUGUUUAAUGUUUCACAAAUUUUGAGUAGUUCCAACACAACAGAAGAUCAAUUAUGUAUUGAACAACAUUUGAACAUUAUAAAAACUAGAGAUAAAAAUAAAGUUAAUGAAAUGUCUCAGCAGUCAAUAUCAGAUAUUUUAAAUAUAUUGGAGCAUAUUACAGACACCAAUAACACUGAAAACACCAAUAACAUUGAAAAUACCAAUAAAACAGGUGAAAAAAUGCUGGAUUGUAAAAAUUAUCAACCGUCUACCUCGAAGGCUGCUGCUGAAGAAUCCAAUCUUGAUUUCGAAAACAUAUUUCAAUUUGGACAUGACAAACUCGUAUAUUCAAAUGAUAACACUUGGAAAGAAGUUGUAACCAACUUAGUUAAAAACAAACUCUCAACAUCCACAGUAACUUGUGAUAAUGAAAAUUAUAUUGAAGAAUACAUUGAUGAAGAUGAUGAAUAUAUUGAUGAAGAGGAAGAAUAUAUUGAAGAAGAAGAAUAUGAUGAAGGUGAAGAAUGUAUUGAAGCAGAUGGAGUUAGUGAAGAUGUUGAUACAGCAAAAAGUGAACUUGAUCAAAUUCCUACUCAUGUUUCAAAGAAACCAAAAAAAGAAUCAGUUAGUGAAGUUGAAGAAAUAGAUCCAAUGAAAUGGAUACCUGUCAAAAAAGUUCCCACACCAGAAUUUCAAGUUAUACCAACCUGUAUAUUAGAGACACGAAAAAAUUCGAAUGAAUAUGAAGAUUACGGUCGUUAUUUUGAAGAAUGUAGCAACAACUUGUGGGAAAACGGGUUGAAUUUCGAUAGACCUUAUGUGUUUAAUGAAUGGUUUACUUAUGAGUGGGAAGUAGAACUUUACGGGAUUAGGAACUGUGUACAACAAAGUAUUUAUCUUAAAGAGAUGGCGAAGUUUCAAAAUAACCAAUCUGGAGGUUAAUUUAGGAACAAAUGUGAACCAAUAUUUUCUUUUAUUUUAUAGAGUUUUGAUUUUUAAUAAUAAACUAUAAAAAAAUUGCCAA